CGGUGGUGGUGGUGCUGGGAUCCCUCCCACCAACACAAGUUUGCCCGUCGCAUCGACUGGGACGAAACGCAACUGCCGCCACCGCCGCGUUCCUUCGCCAUUCGAUCGAGACGUUCAAAGCGGCAAGUCGAAUCCUUCUUCCCAGCCGAAGAGUAGCAGUUGAACAUGGUCACGGAGAUGACGCUGGCCGACUUGAUUGCUCGCGACGGUCGAGUGUCCAGCUCUGGAUCGGACAGCAGCAGUCUCUUGAGCGGAAGUGGCAGCAGCAGUAGCAGUAGCAGCAGCAGUGGCUCCAGUUCAUCGUCGGACUCGAACGAUGACUCGGACAAUGGAAAACCUCCACGACGACAUCACCAUCAUCGCUCGGCCCCUCCGCCGCCGCCUCCACCAGCCGAGCCUCCCGUCGCUGCGCCUCCGUCGUCUAAAACGGUCAAAUCCAAACGUGCCCCGUACAAAAAGACACAAGCAGCAAUCGCUUUAAAAUCACCAUCCUCCAGAACCGCGUUCGCAAAGAAAACCGAGUCAGCGUCCAAGCGACGUCCACCGGCCAAGGGCAAGAAGAUGACGCCAAACGCAGCGACAGCGCCGAGGAAAUCAAAGCAGGGCGCUGCACUGGUCAGUACAGAUAGCGUCGAGAGGUUGGUUCCAUCGCCUGGUAUCCACCAGCGCGUGCCUGUUUUGAAAAGUGCAUCCAAUGCCACGAUUCAUUUGAUGAAAGGGGAAGAUCCUGGCGUGAGUGUCACCCACGUCCCUCCCGAGGAAUGCCGGGGCAAGAUCGAGCUCGGUCUCGUUGACCCGUCCAUGGUCGCGAACGUGACCAUCACGGAGGUGAAAGAAGACGACCUCGACGCGGCGCUGUUCAACGUCCAUGACGACAAAGGCGAUGUGUUGCGCAACUUGGACAUGUUUUACUUUUGCGACGAAGCAGGGACCCCAAUCAGUUUGGACAUUUUUGAGCUGCCGCGCGAACAGCGGCCCGUGAUCAUGGGCUUUGGCACGGUGAUUCAGCCGCUUCCGGUGUCCGAGUUGCCACCGCCGAUUCGAUUCUACAUGCCAGACAUCGUGCCAACGUCAAGAAAGCGAAAAAAGGCGAGGAAACCCGCAACGUCGUCGGCAAAGCGACGGAAACCGACAGCCAUCGCGGCGGCCAACGACUCGAGCGAAGACGAUGGCUCGUCCUCUGACGAUGGCAAAGAUGCGACCACGCCCCGCAGCGACGACGACGGCAGCAAGUGCUUGGACCAGUUUGACGGUGCAAGCUGUGGAGUCGUUGCUGCCGCGAAAACGCCCGCCUUCUCGGCGAAGUUUACAUCGUUUCAGUACCCGUACGGCGCGACACGGACACACAAGUUGGGGCAGGUGGACGGUGCUGUGUUUGGAAACGUGAGUACCAGUAGCAGCAGCACCGAGAGCGACGACAGCGACAGCGACAGCAGCAGUAGCGGUGACAGUAGCAGCCACCACAUGCCUGGGAUUCAACCGAGACAGGACGUGUCGAUGAAUGGCCACCAUGACGACUCGAGCAGCGACUCGAAGCCAAUUCGAGCGACCAAAUGUCCCAUUUCGACGUCUGCGAUUCCCGCGCAGCCGCCGACGCCAUCGUCGUCGUCGUACUGCAAAGUCCACAAUAUGACGCCCAAAGUUGCUGGAGCCGACUUGGACGACUUGAUGCGCGCCGAUGGAGUCCACUCGGUAUCGGUGCAAGGCAAAGCGGAGGAGCUCGACUUGCUCGAGUGCGGGUUUCGAUACCCCGCGACGUGUGCUCGACAGCGCGUGUGGCUGCCAGAGAUUUCAGACUGGUGUUUGGAUUACACGGACGGCGAUCCGACGCUGUGGGUCAUCACGGCCCGUGCGUGGUACAAGAUUGCCGGGCCGAUCUCGGGCGUGCUGCCGCACUGGUCGUACCGGAGCCAUUUCACCAAGCCGCGGCUGCUCUUUGAAGCGUGCUUUCACAUUGCAUCGGUGCUGCGCGAGUGGCUGCCAAAAAACCCAGGGCUGUCGUACCGGGCGACGCUGCAGCAAGUGGUCGAGCAGUCGAUUUUGGGCCGGUAUCCGUUGACAACCAAGUUUUUGAUUGAGAACUUCAAGUUUGUCGCGUCGCAAAUGGGCAGUUUGGGCGACGAAUACGGCGGCAAUUGGCUCAACUCGGCCUUUUUCAAACAACUCCAACGCAUGCACGACAGCUACAUUGUCCGCACGGCCAAAGCGGAAAAGGCCAAAGCCGAGAGCGAGGCGAAGAGGCUGCAACGCGAGAAGGAAGUGCUCGAUCGACGACAAAAGGUCGAAGACGAACGGCUCAAGAAGGACGAAGUGCGCAAGCAAAAGGAAAGCGAGCGCCUCGAAAAGAAAAAGUACCCCAUGGAAGAUAUGGAAGUCUUGCUCGAGCUGCCCGAGACCGAGCGCGACAAACGGCCGCCGUACCCAGCUACGCCAUUUCCGCAAGUGGAUAUCCCGGGCAACUUGCUGGGCGAGUUGCUCAUGGCCUAUCAAACGCUCGUGUCGUACAAGCCAUUCAUUCGAGAAUGCCCGACACUCGAGUUUGCGCAGCUUCUCGUGGGGAUUUGCAGCGACGCGUCGGCCUCAGCGUUGGGAGAAGUGUUUGUGGCGGUACUGCGCACGAUCUUAGAGUCGAACGGUCCUCAAGUGCCCAGCGCCGCAGGGGACGUGUAUGGAGUUCAGGAGCAGCUGCACCAAGACAAGUUGUCCAUCUUUACAUGGCCCGAGGUGCUCCGCGCACUAAUUCGUCCCGAAGACAAGUACAUUGGGCCUGUCGACCCCUUGGUCGGAUGCGAGGCGGCCCUUCGCCUUCUCGCGAGCCAGCCGAACGCAGCCGCGUUCCUGGAACCGGUCGAUGUCGAGGGUCUCGGUUUAACCGACUACCUCGACAUUGUUUCGACGCCGAUGGACUUGGGCACUGUCAAGGCUCGCCUGCAGUCGGGGGCGUACGAACGCGACCCUCUAUCUUUCCACCACGACGUCAAGUUGAUCUGGGCCAACGCGAUUCGAUACAACGGCGAGCACACAGACAUCGGGAAGACGGCGGUGGCGCUGUCGGACCUCUUUGAAGCAGAGUACGCGCGGCUCGCCGUCGAUCAACACGACCGACUGCACCGGCGAAACCAAGCGGUCGUGGACGACUUGGCGGCGGUCGAGCUGCACGAAGCAUUGCGUGUGGGGGAGUUUUCUCAACUGCCGCUGGUUCAUCGCGUGGGGGCGUUGAAGUGGGCAACCGAAGCGCUCGUCGAUAUCCCGGCCAUUCGGGCGGCGAUUGAACGCAACGUCGAGCUCGAAUUUGAUAUCCUGCGCGACUACCGCAAAGUCGAACGGGAUGUGGAAGCGGUGCGGCGGCACGCGGACAAGAACCGGCGCGAGCGAGAAGAUGAAUUUCGCCAAAUGUGUAUCAACCAAGGCAUUCCGACCAACUACAACAAUGUGUUUUCAGACGCCACCAAGAAAAAGCACGAGUUCAUUGCGGAAUUUUACACAAACAUUGCCAACGAGCGUGUGGCGGAGGAGUCAGCGUUUGCCCUCGAACGAAAAGCCAAAGAACAGCAAUUGAUGGAGCGGCUCAAGGCGCUGUCGGUGCGGUUCGAACCGCUCGGGAGCGAUCGCUUCCACGGCCGGUACUGGCUGUUCGACCCGGGGUGGCUCUUUUACGAAUGGGAAGGGUCGUUUUCGGUUUACACGAACGAAGGCGACGUCAAGGCGCUGCUGCAAUGGCUCAACGUCAAGGGCGUGCGCGAGUCUCUGCUGCACAGUCGACUCGAGUCGGCGUACGACACGAUCGUGUCCGGCAUGGACAAAUUUCUCGAGAUUGCGCGGGACGAGAUGGUGCCGUCCAAACCGGCCAAUGUCGUGGGGCUUCCCACCGAUACACUGGAUGCGUUCAACGUCUCGGUCACGUCGAGUGCAUGUGACGCAUACAUCCACGCCGUGCGCACGCUCGUGGGGUAUGUAUCCGAAAACGGGUGCGCCAAGCAAUCGUUUGGUCGCCAGAGCGAGUGGCUGGAAUCGCUUGAAUCCGUCGACAGAGUCCCGACCGCGUGUUAUCCAUUCGUGCUCGAGUUGGAACAGUAUUUAUUCACCAGCCUGAACGACGACCUGGUCCAGGACGUGUGGAAGCGCAAACGCCACGACUGGCGAAGCGCAGUGGAGGCAAGUCGAACGUUUCCACAGCUGCUCGUGUUGGUCAUGGCUUUGCUGGACAAGUGUUUUAUCGUCGACGCAUUUAUCGAUUACGUUGUCCAGCUCGAUCGCAAGGAGUGGCUCAAGCUGCGACCGAAACCCUCGCGCAACUUUUGUCCUGAAGUCGACCAGCAGGUUGUGUACUUUGGCGAUGGCCACGACCAGGCCGUGAAGGCCGAUCGAAAAAACAAAAAACCCGUCAAGUGCGAUGCGCCGCUGGUCGGGACGACACUGAUCUGUCGUGUGACGCACAUUUCGUACCACCACGGCAGCGGUGACCCGUACGCGAUGCUGACACUCCGGCCCGAGUCGGACGCAGCGCUGGCGCGGGCACCAGGCAGCUACUUGUGCACGUCGCCGUCGGCCGUGCAAAAACUUGGGCGCAUUCUUGCGCGCAUCGUGAGCAAAUUGCGCGCAGAGCCCGACGCUGGUCCGUUUCUCGACCCUGUGUCGAAAGCCGACUUUCCAACGUACACGGACAUUAUCGUGCAUCCGAUGGACCUGUCCAAAAUCUCGCAAAACGUCCACGACGGCAAGUACAAGACCGUCGACGAGUUUGUCGGCGACGUCAAGCUCAUGGCGGACAACUGCCAGCUCUUUUGCGAAGGAAGGUUUCCGACGCUGCCACCCAUGGCCCGCCAUCUCGUGACGCUUUGCCAGAACUUGGUCAAGAAGCACGCGUCCGAGCUCAAGGCCGCGGCUGGCGACAUUGCGCGAGAACAGCGCAAGGACGUUGCCACGACGAUGGUGCGCACGAACAACAACGACAAACUCCCGACCCGACUUGUCUUUAUCAUUCGGCUGGAGAACCGACUGCCCGAGUAUAUCAUCGACUCGAAGCGAUAUGAAUCGGCCAUUCGGCGGGCAUGGAAGUCGGGCGACCGCGUUCGGAUCUUGUAUCGGGACCCAAAGGGAAACCCAACCGAGUACUACACGGGCGUAGCAGCGGGGUCGUUGCCGUUUGACCAGCACGGCCUUCUUCCGUGGGAAGCUCUCCGCAUCACGUGGGACGAAGACGACGGGACUGACGACAACCGCGUGAAUCCAUGGGAAGCGGAAGUGUCGUCGAAGAAGUAGUCCCGGUCGACGGCGUGUUGGAUGACGCUGCGUGUGGUGAAAGCAGGUGCUUCAUGCGCUGGACUGCCGCCAAUCGACGACGCCACCACGAGAGAAGCGGGUGCGCAAGCAACCAACGUUUGCCACAUGACGAAAAUGAAAGAUUCAUGUCGUGCUUUGCUCGUGGCGCAAUGCGGCUAUCAAGUACGGCAUGACUGGGG
Molecule: messenger RNA, 5462 nt
Organism: Aphanomyces invadans
Lineage: Eukaryota; Oomycota; Saprolegniomycetes; Saprolegniales; Verrucalvaceae
Exons: 6
Coding region: 166-5262 (1698 amino acids)
Cellular component (GO): NuA4 histone acetyltransferase complex
Molecular function (GO): protein binding
Source: RefSeq, a predicted model, not a curated record